GAUCCAAGUCUAGCAAGUAUUCCAGUACGGAUGGAGGCUACGGUGAUCGAGAAGAUGAGGAUCGUUAUGGCGCGAGCAGUCGAUCUGGUGGAAGAGAUGAAGAUGGUAGGUAUGCAGGAAACAGGGAUAGGGAAAGGGACAGAGAUGAUCGAUACAGGGAUGACGAUCGGUCCGGAAAAGAUACUAAUGGGGACCGUUACAGAGACGACAAGUAUGGUGGUGAUCGAGAUCGAAUUGAGGAUGACAGAAGUUACGGAGGCAAAGGUGGAGAUCGAGGUUAUAACGACAGGUAUGGGGAUGAAGGUUCGGCCUCAGGUUAUGAUAAAGAUCGCGAGAGGAACUACGAAGAAGAAGAUCGCUAUCCUGCCAGGGUUGGAGGAGGCAACAGAGCCGAUCGGGGUGAUCCACCAGAAUACCCGGGCGAAGAGCGGGACGCUAGUGGCCUCGCCGCAUCAGUAGCUAAAGCUCAAACUAGUCAGACACAGGUGAGUCAGCCUCAAGCGUCAGCCACUGCUAGUCAAAAUGGUGAGCGCAAGUUACAAGCCGGAGGUUCUUCUGGAGGUUCUUACUUUGCAACCAA
Messenger RNA from Marchantia polymorpha subsp. ruderalis, 580 nucleotides. The record is from the annotation of a GenBank genome assembly. Lineage: Eukaryota; Viridiplantae; Streptophyta; Marchantiopsida; Marchantiales; Marchantiaceae.